CAGAACUGGAUACGCGCCGAGCACGAAGUACGAGGUACCUAUGUGCCUGCAACUUGUUGGGUACGGGUCCCUGUGAGGCUGGUGGUUCUCCCUAGACAACUCGAGGUCGCUUGUGACCUGUUGUCCAUCCUGCGUCCUGCAUUCGACCACUCGACAGCAAACAGAGCGUAGACGAUGCAGAUGAUGUCUUCGUUGACAAACGUCCUGCGUACCUUGCUAUAACCUAGAGCGUGCUCCCAAUCCGCCAGCACCAUCAUGAGCCCUUCACCACCGAAACUACCCGCUGUCCUGGUGAACAACAUCACCUCGCACGCAGGCCCAAUUAACGCCAUCACAUUCUCCUCUCUCGGCGGCACCUACGUCCUCACCGGCAGCUCCGACCGACAAGUCCACCUGACCCGCACCGAGCCGUCUAAGCCUGAGAACCCUUUGUCCGUACCGAUCCAGAAAUACUCCGCCCACGGCUACCCCAUUCUCGACAUCGCCUGUGCACAAGACAACCAGACCUUUGCAUCGGUGGGUGGCGAUCGCGCCGUGUUUCUCUGGGACGUCCAGGCCGCAGAUGGCACGCUGAGGAGAUUCGGGAACAAUACCACACAGGGACACAGCAGCCGGAUCACCUGCGUGGCGUUCGCUGGAGACGGGGACAGUGUACUCGCGAGCGGGAGUGAUGACACCAGCGUGAGGCUGUGGGAUGUCAAGAGCCGGGACGCACGGCCACUCAUGGUUCUCGAAGAGGCAAAAGACGGCAUCUCGAGCGUCGUGGUACCGGGCAACGGACACGAGGUCGUAGCAGGUAGCAUUGACGGCAGGGUGCGAUCCUACGAUAUCCGCACGGGCAAGGUGACGGUGGAUGUGAUGCCCGGGAGUGUGACCAGCCUGGACCUCUCGAGAGACGCAAGAACGAUGCUUGUGGGAUGCCUCGACGGGAGGAUCCGACUGAUGGAUCGAGGGGACGGGACGUGUCUGAGGGCUUUCCCUCCCGAGGACGCCAGGGAAGGGUACAAAAACGAGAGUCUCAGGUUGAGGAGCUGUCUCGGCGCAAACGACGCCUUGGUGCUGAGUGGUAGCGAGAGCGACGGCAGUGUGCGCGCUUGGGAUGUCCUCUCCGGCAAGAGCGUGGGGAGUGUCCGAGUCAGUGAAUCUGACAGGGUGGUGAGCGUCGUGAGAUGGAGGGAAGGCAGCCUAGGGCAGGCACGACAGAGUCUAUGGGCUGGUGGAGGUGCUGAUGGCGUAGUCAAGAUCUACGGCGCUGGAUGACAGGCCCAUGUAAGCACGCAGGUAUUGGUGUUUAUACUGUCUGAAAGCUUUUUUGAGUCCUUCCAAACACCCUUUCGUCUCAAGGACGUCAGGAAAAGGGGGACUAAAUACCAAGGGAGAGAAAGAGAGAUAUAAUAGAAAAGGUAGAAAUAACUUUUUCCGCCGCGUCGAAAGAUC
Cladophialophora immunda is the source of this 1437-nucleotide messenger RNA. RefSeq lists its product as uncharacterized. Gene Ontology annotation, molecular function: protein binding. Bases 256 to 1260 code for a protein of 334 amino acids. The record is from RefSeq and is a predicted model, not a curated record. Gene Ontology annotation, biological process: mRNA splicing, via spliceosome. The transcript has 2 exons. Gene Ontology annotation, cellular component: catalytic step 2 spliceosome. NCBI's taxonomy places the organism in Eukaryota, Fungi, Ascomycota, Eurotiomycetes, Chaetothyriales, Herpotrichiellaceae.